Molecule: messenger RNA, 9054 nt
Organism: Athalia rosae (coleseed sawfly)
Lineage: Eukaryota; Metazoa; Arthropoda; Insecta; Hymenoptera; Athaliidae
Product: protein artichoke-like
Exons: 6
Coding region: 3118-7350 (1410 amino acids)
Cellular component (GO): extracellular matrix
Molecular function (GO): protein binding
Source: RefSeq, a predicted model, not a curated record
GACUCGAGUCCUGACCUUCCGAGUUACACCCGCCCGAAUCUACACCACCCCGUGAAGAAAAAACAACGCCGUUAGACGCGGUGGGAAGAAAAAAUGGCGUCCGUUCUCCAUGUCCUCCUCCGAUUACAAGAGCGGAAAAGUCAUCUACCUGCUAGUCUGGAAAGCGCCCGCAGCGGACUCGUGAGUUGGUGCAGACGGUCGUCACAUCGGAGGCCAGGAACGGUUCAUGGGGAGGAAGGGAAACGUCGUCGACCCCGACGAACCGAAUUAACUUUUAGAACACCUGGCACCUGCCUUUUUUGCCCUCCCGGUGAAAUUGGUGCCGCCGCUGAUGCUGACUGCUGGCGCGGUAAGCUUGUUUGUCUUGUUUCAAAAAUUGCGAGCAACCGAGGACCGCGAAAAAAUAAAACUCAAACGAAACAUGAACGAGUGCACGAUACAUUCACCUUUGUACGAACGAGAAGUAAAUCGAGUCACUCUUUCUCUUAGCGGAAUGAAAAGAAAAUCAAAAAAAAAACAAGAAAAAUGAAAAAAUGAGGAAAUGAAAAAAAAAAAAAAACUCGACGCAUCGUACGACAAGGCUGGAUACGAUAACCCCGGGCGACUCGGGAGUAACUUGGUGCUGGAUGAGGCGUAUCGUACGUUCGCCAUCUCGGUGUAUAUUACACCCCGUUACUGCCAAACGUAUAUAUAUGGCGGUGAGAAUAAACGCAAUUUAUUGCACCGAGAUAAUAUAAUAACAAUUCGCUACAUUGUAUUUCAUCGAGUGAACCAAGGUAUAUCUUAUCUCGAUUUCAGUUCCAGCAAUGUGGCAGGAGGGGGUGGGCAGGCAUGAAAUAAGUGCUGAUACCUAUAGAAAAUAUACAGUAUGCAGUUUCCGAUGCUCCGUGAAACGGGAAUUCCUCGGAAUGACGGGAGAGGUAAGAGGAGAAAAAUGAAAAAAAAAAAAAAAAAACAUUACGAGCGUACAGCUGCUAUUUCAGAAAUCUUUGAUCUCUGAUAUUCCCGAGCCGGAAGUGGUCGUGUCGAGAUCCGAAAACUCUACCGACGCAUCCGUGAAUUCCCGAAGCACGCGUUGCUAAAACAAUCGACGGCUAACUUGAUCCGUUGUUUUCUCGAGUGCAAAUUAAUGAAGGGAGAGAGCGAGUCGUAAAAAAAAUUGAAUCGCCCCCACGGAGUUAGCCGGGGAAAGACGCCGGGGCAAAAGAAAAAUAAUAUAGAAAAGAGUAGAUGUAGAGAAACAGCGAAGAGUAGAAGUAUAGAAAGAGAGGAGGGCACGCUAUCAAUCGGGGUUCACAGGGAUGAAAAUUCAGCUAUGACAGUUUGGUCCAAACAGACCAUCGCGGACGAGCUUUCGUUGUGUACCCCAUACCCAUACACUCCGUAUAGUCAAAGUUGUGCGCAGACGAAAAUGCGAAAGGGAUGCUGCGCUGUACCUCGAUUUCAUCCACCCACGAGCUAAGCCAGCAUCCGCAUUCCCCUCUCUCUCUCUUCUCGCCACUUCUCUCUCGUUCGCUCUGAAAACCGAGUGGGAUGCUGUUUCUCCCUCUGAUUUUGCUCUCUCUGACGGCGCUCCCUCGGCUCUGCACAAGCUCGCAGUCUGCCGGCAACUCUUGCGUUGACGCCAUCGCUUCGCUAGCGAGUAGCCGUUAUCCGGCGUGUUAUUCUUCGGCACCCCCUCGCACACCGAAUAGCGCGGACGUUUAUCGAGGCCCCCUAACGAAAAGAGAAAGUAAAGACAAGAAAAAAAAAAACAAACGAAAGAAAAAAGUAAAAAAAAAAACAAAAAAAAGGCACGACAAUCAUACUUAAUUAAAAAGUGACAACGUCCGGCGUUGCCGAAUUAUAUGUAUCUAUGUGUACGCAGGGUAUUCUACGUGCCCCUAAAUGUGAUGCUCAUUGUGAAUUGAAGAAACCCUGUAUGAUAUUCACCGAGCUUAACUUUUAGGAAAAGGACUGUACAACGUAUAUUUAGGGAGAAAAUUUCAAAAGAGAAACAACUUUGAUACGAUUUUCAUUGGAUUCUGAUUCAAUAUCAAUUAGGAUUGUAACGGAUGUGGUUGUCGGUAAAAGGGAGGUGCGGCUCGUACGAGGUUGAAAUUAUUUGCGCAGAAUGAAAUUGGAGCUUUUAUACCACUACUCCACGAAGGAGUAGAUAAAGUAAUAUCGUUUACCCGGUAAAGGCGCGUUGAUCUCCGACGAACCGUAAUAAGUUCAGUAGAAAACCGGCGUUGGUAGUCGGACGCGUUAUACUAAAUCCCCAUUGCGGGGACCUACGAUCGUGAUGUUUUAGUGGAUGCGUUUAUUCGAGCGAGGGUAUCAUUAAAACGUUAAUUAUAGCCACGCGGUGCUCUUCAAUUGAUUGAAGAAUUAAUUGGAUAAUUGAGUGACGUUCAAUUCCAUGUGUGUCAAACAUCGGAUCGAGUGUUAUUGACAGCCGCGCGUAAUAUCGACAGCUCCUGCGACCAGAUAACUCUUCGAUAAUUUCAUUAGAAAGCGAAAUUUUCACUCUCCCGCAGGGUGCGCGUCCCAACAGACUUGAAUAUCGAAAACGACCGGAUAAAAAGAUAAAUAAAUUACGUAAUGGAAAUCGCAAGCUCAUCGCGUUAUCGGUCGGUACUGGUAGCUUGGAGAUGAAAUUAAAUCGAAUACCUUACACAAAAAUUGAGAGGAAGAGUUAAACGUGUGAUUUACUACCUGGAAGCUUUCCGCGGGUCUUAUAAAAACGAUUCCUUCUUCGUUGAUUCUUUUUAUAAUUGAAUAACCAUUGAAAAGCAACCGAGAAUUCAUGCGAUUACUAAACAAUAUGAUUAAAGAAAAGAUCACAAGUAAUGUUGUCUCGUGAAUCAUUUCAUCGAUAAGUGCUCUCGUACGAAACUUUCGCUAUGUCACAUGUUUGAAUUGAAUGAAAUAAUAUAAAAAGAAAUUAAUACGACUCCGCGGUACGAUGGUGGGAUCGCGUGGGGGAAAUCGUGUGACUUCGUCGCCGGAAUAAAGUGAUCAGCUAGGAUUAAGGUCACGAACAGAGCGAUCGCCUUUUGUCGUCGACUUAAAACGCCCGGAGGGUGACUUUGACCGAUCGGUCUAACCGCAAUGAGAAUCUGAAGUAAUGUUACGAUGAUGCGAAGCUUUUAUCCGUGGUGCUGUCGCUUGAAUUCGGCAAGGCGUGGUCGUUGCUUGGCGCUGGUCGCCCUCGCAAUAGUCUUUGAGGUUCACGCGCAGGCCGCGGAAUGCCCGCCGACGGAGACGAUCCCUGGGUGCCCCUGUUACAAUUUUGAGGACGGCUUGUUCCUCGAAUGCGCUGGCGCGACCGAAGAGAUGCUGAGAUCUACGCUGCAAGGUGUUCUCAACGCCGGAGGUACGGACACUUUGGUGCAAUCCCUGAGCGUCUACGAGUUAGAUAAGACGGUAGAAGAACUGAAAGAAAUCGCGUUUCCACCUGGUUCGCAAAUAAGAUAUCUCCAGAUAUCUCACUCGGCUAUAAGGGAGGUGAGCGAAUCCGCGUUUAUAAAUCUGAACCAGAGUCUGGAGUCUCUAGCGCUCGUGUCCGGACGACUGCCGCAUGUCCCCCAGAAAGCCUUAGCUGAUCUCCAUAAGCUGGCGGUCCUGGAUCUCGAGGCAAACCUCAUACAGGACUUACCCUCCUUUUGCUUCUACGGUUUGAAGCUGAUGAAACUCAGCGUGAAAGGUAACCAAAUAUCCAAGAUCUCGGAAUACGCUUUCGCCGGGUUGGAAGAGAAUCUGAGUAACCUCGAUUUGGCGGAAAACAAGCUGAAAUUUUUUCCAAUGGCACCUCUGAGAAGACUAGAGAAUUUGGCUUCUCUAAGACUCGCGUGGAACGAAAUAUCCGAGCUACCGAACGACGGAUACUCGACCUUGAGUUCUCUUCUCAUCCUUGAUCUGAGCAGUAACAAUUUUGAGAAACUCCCCGAGGACUGCUUCAGACCCUGUCCAAUUUUGCACACUCUUUCUCUCUACUAUAAUUCCAUAGAGAGCAUUCACGAGGACGCCUUCGUUUCCCUCAAAGAUCUCGAGUCCAUUGACUUGAGCCACAACAAGAUCGUUUUCCUGAACGUUGCCACAUUCAGAGGGAACGAACGCCUCCGCACAAUAGAGCUCAGCCAUAAUCACGUUCACAACAUAGGUGGGGUUUUCGCAAAAUUACCGGAACUCCGAGAGUUGUAUUUAGCUGAAAAUAACAUUCUCGAAAUACCGAGCGACGCUUUCGCCGGUAGUAUCAGCCUGGCGGUGCUCUACCUCCAGCAGAAUGCGAUACGGAGGAUAGACGCCAGGGGACUUGUAACGUUGCAUCAGCUGGCUCAGCUACACCUGAGCAACAAUUAUAUAGAGAAAGUACCUAAAGAAUUUUUCGAACACUCCGAGAAUCUCUCCUCACUGUCAUUAGACGGUAAUAAGAUUCGCGAGUUGGAUGUCGGCACUUUUUCAAAGUUGCGACAACUGCGCGAACUGCGACUCCAGGACAAUCAAAUAAAGGAGGUGAGAAGGGGAGUGUUUUCGCCACUUCCGGUACUCCUGGAACUUCACUUGCAGAGCAACGCUAUAACGGAUAUGGAAACCGGAGCUCUGCGAACUUUGCACAGUCUUCAGCAUGUCAAUUUACAGGGGAAUCUCCUCACGGUUCUCGGGGACGUAUUUCAGCUUUCUUCGGGUGAUUCGAAUGCCGGUACGGGCUCGGCCGGAAGCUCCUUGGUUUCCAUUCAACUGGACAGCAACGGACUCGGCGUUUUACACAACGAUUCUCUGCGCGGGCAAGCCUCCGUUCGCAUCAUGUGGCUCGGUCAUAAUAAAUUGACGCAUCUCCAAGCUCCUCUGUUUCGGGAUCUCCUCCUCGUCGAACGACUUUAUCUCACCAAUAACUCCAUAUCACGCAUCGAAGAUGCGGCCUUUCAACCGAUGCAAGCUCUGAAGUUCCUCGAGCUGAGCAUGAAUCGUUUGACUCACGUGACAGCAAGAACUUUCUCGGAACUCCACGAACUCGAGGAAUUGUAUCUACGUGACAACGGUCUCAGACGUUUGGACCCGUACGCAUUGACGGCACUGAAGAAGCUCAGUAUUCUCGAUUUAUCGGAUAACCACUUGUCGGUUCUUCAUCACGCAAUAUUUCAGGAAGGGCUUCCGAUAAAAAUUCUCAACCUGAGAAAUUGUUCGAUCGCAAGCGUGGAGCACGGUGCUUUUCGCGGUCUUGGAAACCUGACCGAUCUCAAUCUGGAGAACAAUGCGCUGACAGCGUCUGCCCUGCAACGUUUGAAUAUUCCUGGACUCCGCGUAUUAGCUGCAUCUGGAAAUAAUUUUAGCCAGUUGUCCGAGCACAGUUUCAACGGUCUACCGUCUCUCCAGGAUCUAUUCCUGGACGAAGCUCACUUGAAUCAACUACCGGAGAAUAUUUUCUCCAUGAACAGAAAUCUCACCAGAAUACACGCGAGCAAAGAUUCGUUAGGAAUUUUACCACCCGGCAUAUUUGACGGAUUAUUAUCAUUGAGAGAGAUAAAGUUGGACGACAACAGAUUCCUGGAGAUACCCUACUCGGCCCUUUCCAGUGCUCUGAAUCUGGAAAUCUUAUCACUCGCACGUAAUAUCCUGGUCACGGUAGACGUAGCGAGUUUCGCGGGAUUGAAAUACCUGAGAGAACUGGAUUUGAGUAAAAAUCAAAUCGUCACGAUGUCCGGAUUUGCUACCGCCAAUUUGUCUCGCCUUUUGUCGGUAGAUCUGAGCCACAACCACCUCAACGCUCUUCCGGCAAACUUUUUUGUCCAUUCUUCGAUGUUGAGGCGAGUCGAUGUCUCGGAGAACAAGUUUCGACAAAUUCCAGCGGUGGCUCUUUCCGGACAAAAUCUACCGAGUCUCGCUUGGCUGAAUCUCACAAGGAACCCGUUGAACAGAAUUCACGAUCUUCCGUCCGAAGCGAUGUACCCGAUGCUACAAGAGAUCCAUAUAUCCGGUACCAACUUGAGCAUCGUAACUUCGCAAGACUUUGAAGCGUUCCCAGCACUUCUGCAUCUCAUUCUCGGGCAAAAUAGCAUCUCGAGGAUUUCACCGGGCGCUUUUAGAAGCCUACCAAAUUUACUAACUUUGCACAUGGGAAUGAAUAUCUUGGAAAGCGUACCGCAGGAAAGACUUCAAGGUCUCGAACAUCUUCGGAUACUCAAUCUUACUCACAACAGAUUGAAGGAAUUAGAAGAAUUUCCGUCUGAUCUGAAAUCUUUGCAAGUAUUGGAUCUGUCGUACAAUCAAAUUGGAAUCGUAGGAAAGGUGACAUUCAAGAAUUUAAUCAGCCUAGUUGAGUUACACUUGUACGGAAACUGGAUCAACGCCGUAUCAAGCGAAGCGUUCAGACCUUUGAAGAAGCUUCGAUUACUGGACUUGAGUAGAAAUUACUUGGAAAAUUUGCCACUCAACGCCUUUCGCCCCCUAGAGACGCAGAUACGGAGUCUGAGAGCCGAAGAAAAUCCUUUGCAUUGCGGCUGCGACUCUCAAGAGGUAUGGGAAUGGCUGCGGGAUCAUCAAAAAUUGGUCGGCGGUGUCGGUCGAGGAAAUGGUAGAGGCAGUGGUGGUGUCGGAGUGGGCGACAAAGAGGGAGGAUUGCUGCGUUGCGAACAACCCCCGGAACUUCGCGGUCUUGUGUUUCUGGACCUUGACCCGCACGCCUUUUGCUCGGCACCUUUGGUCCUUAAACUCGCUAUUCAAGAUAUCCAACCUUUUUCCGUCCUAGUUUCGUGGCAGAGCCGCAAUCACUCGGGUCUUCAUGGAUAUCAAGUGGCUUAUCACGCUUUGGACAACGUAGAUGAGGUCCGAGGGAAGCUACUUGAUCCCAAAACACGCUCGGUCAAACUAUCGAAAUUGGCAUCCGACACAAGGUAUCUCAUCUGCGUACUGGGACUCGGCAGCUGGGGGAGUCCAGUUCCCGAUGGUACCCUAUCCUGGCAAUGGAACGCUUCCCGCGAUGACGUUAUCGAAGGGUCAGCACUUCCGGUGAUGGUCGAUUCCCCGAUGAGCCGAUGCACCGAAGUUAGGACUCUGGACGCUCCAGAUUCGAUCGUCGGCGACGGACCCGUAGGUGAUCGUGGAGGUCUGGCGAGCAUCCUGACCCGAAGAUUGGGUCUAAUCGUCGGAAGCUGUAUGGGUUUCGUCGUUUUCGUGGUUUUAGUUUCAGUGCUGGGUUACAUGAAGAUGAAAAAGCAGCGUGCAGCUAUAAAAAGAGAACAACCGAUCCCGACAAACCCCCCGGAGUACAUGUCGUACCGACAUUUUUCAUUGCAGGGUGUUGACCGGGCGGAAAACGCCUGCCCGAGUUUUAUCAGCAAUAUUGGUACGACCUCUUUAAAUUCGUAGCCCAAGGCCUCCAAGUCUCACCGAAGUCCUAGCGAGCACGAGAUAGAAAUGAGUAAUAUUUCAAAUUGCAGUCAGAUAUUUCGUUGAAUAACUGAUCAUAUGUAUCGUGCUUUGUAAUACGACUCGAAUAUUUCCGUGAGGUUGGAGGCAAUUUUUUCACAACGACCACCUCGACAAUUGCAGAACUAUCUAUGCCACUGAGUUGCGAAGAAAACUUGGUGUAUACAUAUGUAGGACAGUGAGUGCGAAGAUGAUGCCGAUAUGGAUUAUUUACAGUUGUUUGCACAAGUGAAGUUGACAAUCUCACAGGUGAGACGAGGUCACAAUUGAACGACGAACGAGUACAACUGGCACAAAGGUAUGAAUUCUGAAGUAGGGUAAAUUGAAUAUUUAUUAAGCAGGUACCAUCAAAGGUCACAAGGGAUGAUAAAUAUAUACAAGUAAAAGACAUCGUAAAGUGAAGGGAAAGUGUGUGAAUAUACGUAUAUAUACAGGAACAGUUCCGGUCAAACGAAUUGAAAUUUUUGUUAAAAAAUAAUACCCAAUAAUAAUCAGAUUUUAGAAAUUCAUACAAAACAAUGAAGUGUUCGAUGUACUGUACACCGAACGUGAGUGCAAAAAAAAAAAAAAAAAAUUGUUCAACAACAAAAUAAUUAAAUAGUUUAUGUAUACAACGAUAUGAUGAAAAAAUAAUUGAUUUUUGAAUUUCGUACAAAGACUGAUAUUUUGAAAUUUUAGUUAACCGUGUUAACAAUAUACCCAUCGUUGGUGUAAAUUAGAAAAUACAUAUUUGUAAAUAUGAACUAUAUCGAUAUAGAGAACAAUGAAAAAAAAACUAUCGAACCGUCGAACUACUCAAAGUUACACUCACCCACCAUUCGAAAGCUGUCGCAGAGAACGACGAAAAAAAAUUGUGUAGAUAUAUGAUAUGUGAUAUAUUCGCAUAUGUAUGUGUAAAAAUUAUAUGUACGUACACAAGGUAUCUAUAGCGUCCAAUGACAAACUCUUCGCUCUUCGCCAUUCCGACGCCCGGCGACUUGGUAUUUAGAAUCACAGUAGGGUUGACAUCUAAGCCAUCCCGAUUCCCGGGGCAUGUUUCAAAAGUCAAGGAGCCGUGGUUUAGGAUUUCCGGGGACCAGGGGAAGGGGGUAAGAGACUUGCUUACAUUUCCAACGCGAACCAAGUUACGGAUAAUGGGGCCCAGCCAGUGGAUCUGACCGGGCGUCGCCCAUUCCCUUUCCCAAAGCCGACUAAUUCCACCCCGAAACACUGAACACAGUCUUGGAGCCGAGACCGAACCGAUCCAAUAUCGCCCCUCGGCAGUUAGAAAGAUGCCCCCGGUAAACGCGUAACGAGAAUCUAAUCUCAAGAAAAUUACGUCCCUACUAACAGGAGACACAGAACCCUGCGGGUGAACGAUCCAUGAAAAAAAAAAAAAAAAAAAAAAACCACAGAGAAAUGAUCAAUCAAAAUGAAAAUUGAAUAAACAUUUGUGAUUCCUGCCAAAAUGUACUACAUUGAAUUACCAAUAUACCUAUAUAACGCAGUAAACAGAUAUAUUAUUAUGACGAUACGGAGAAAAAGGAAAAAUAAACAAAAAAAAAAAUUGAUGACACAAGUAUGUAUAUAGAUAGGUGAAUACAUAGCGUUCUAUAUCAUAGUAUUAGGCUUUCAGAUAAUAAAAGAAAAUCAUGAGAAUGAGGA